This is a messenger RNA of Knipowitschia caucasica, 288 nucleotides long. NCBI's taxonomy places the organism in Eukaryota, Metazoa, Chordata, Actinopteri, Gobiiformes, Gobiidae. The record is from the annotation of a GenBank genome assembly.
AUGCAUCUGUCCCUGAGCACGAGCACCUCUCACCCCCGGCUACAACCACGGCCCCCUGACCGCGCCCUGCAGCUCCUGACCCAGGGGGAGACCGGGCACAAGGCCACCUGUCGCGGGUUCGUGUCCCGGGCCAGCCGCGCACUACAGGGGGUCACACCUUUUUCUGCAAAAGAGCCCUUCGUGUGUGGAUCUGAGAGAUUUCGACCUCGGCCCUCACUGUAUCGCCCCAUUAGGCAUUUUCUCACAUCCCACGGUCAAGAACGAGUCCCUCUUAUCACCCACGUCUAA